Messenger RNA from Physeter macrocephalus (sperm whale), 2631 nucleotides. It is a transcript of the gene HIF1AN, whose product is annotated as hypoxia inducible factor 1 subunit alpha inhibitor. The transcript is spliced from 8 exons. Gene Ontology annotation, cellular component: nucleus; cytoplasm. Gene Ontology annotation, molecular function: ankyrin repeat binding; [protein]-asparagine 3-dioxygenase activity; peptidyl-histidine dioxygenase activity. Gene Ontology annotation, biological process: negative regulation of Notch signaling pathway. The record is from RefSeq and is a predicted model, not a curated record. NCBI's taxonomy places the organism in Eukaryota, Metazoa, Chordata, Mammalia, Artiodactyla, Physeteridae.
UUUCCGGUGGGCCGUCCCUAGCGACGGAGAUGGCGGCGACUGCGGCGCAGGCUGCGGCCUCGGGCUCUGGAGAACCCCGGGAAGAGGCUGAAGCCCCCGGCCCCGCCUGGGAUGAGUCCCAACUGCGCAGUUAUACCUUCCCGACCCGGCCCAUCCCGCGUCUGAGUCAGAGCGACCCCCGGGCGGAGGAGCUUAUCGAGAAUGAGGAGCCUGUGGUCCUGACCGACACAAAUCUUGUGUAUCCUGCCCUAAAAUGGGACCUUGAAUACCUGCAAGAAAAUAUUGGCAACGGAGACUUCUCUGUGUACAGUGCCAGCACCCACAAGUUUUUGUACUAUGAUGAGAAGAAGAUGGCUAAUUUCCAGAACUUUAAGCCUAGGUCCAGUAGGGAAGAAAUGAAAUUUCAUGAGUUUGUUGAGAAACUGCAGGAUAUACAGGAGCGAGGAGGUGAAGAGAGGUUGUAUCUGCAGCAAACACUCAAUGACACUGUGGGCAGGAAGAUUGUCAUGGACUUCUUGGGUUUUAACUGGAACUGGAUUAAUAAGCAACAGGGAAAGCGUGGCUGGGGGCAGCUGACCUCUAACCUGCUGCUUAUUGGCAUGGAAGGAAAUGUGACACCUGCUCACUAUGAUGAGCAACAGAACUUCUUUGCUCAGAUAAAAGGCUACAAGUGAUGCAUUUUGUUCCCUCCGGAUCAGUUUGAGUGCCUCUACCCAUAUCCUGUUCAUCAUCCAUGUGACAGACAGAGCCAGGUGGACUUUGACAAUCCUGACUACGAGAGGUUCCCCAAUUUCCAGAACGUGGUUGGUUACGAAACAGUGGUUGGCCCUGGUGAUGUUCUUUACAUCCCAAUGUACUGGUGGCAUCACAUAGAGUCAUUACUAAAUGGGGGGAUUACCAUCACUGUGAACUUCUGGUAUAAGGGGGCCCCCACCCCUAAGAGAAUUGAAUAUCCUCUCAAAGCCCAUCAGAAAGUGGCCAUAAUGAGAAACAUUGAGAAGAUGCUUGGAGAGGCCUUGGGGAACCCACAAGAGGUGGGGCCCUUGUUGAACACAAUGAUCAAGGGCCGAUACAACUAGCCUGCCAGGAGUCGAGGCCUCCUGCCAGGUGACUGCUAGCCCGUCCACACCGCUUCAUUGAUGAGGACAGGAGACUCCAAACGCUAGUAUUGCACGCUGCACUUAAUGGACUGGACUCUUGCCAUGGCCCUGGAGGCAGGUGUUCGGGGCAAGGCAGGGUGGUUGGCACUCCACUCCCAUUCGGAGGGACUUCUUACCCUUGCCUCUGUGCCCCAGCACCUUCCCUCUCUGCCCCGUAAAGUCCUGCAUUCAGUGUGUGGAGUCCCCAGCUUCUGGUUGUCAUCAUGUCGUGUGUUAGUCUGUCAACCUUGGGAUGUGUGUGCGUGUGUAUGCCUGCACACGCGUGUAUGUAUUUGUUCCUUGCUCCCUCCUUCUGGGUCAGGAUGCCACCUCUGGCUCUCAGCUCUGUCUCCUGCAACCUCAGUGCCUCAGCCUGAGAGAGAGGAGAUGUUCUUGGACGCCCACUGCAUCUGGGCUACAGGGCCACAGCUAUCCUAACCAUGAGGUCAGUCUGCCCCCUCCCAGUUUUCACAGAGUGAGGCUCUAGGCUGUUGGGAAUGGCUACUGAGACUCUAAUGGGGAGAGGGAGAGUGGGGAGGGUUGCCUUUGAGAGCCUAAAUAGCUUCCUAGGAGAGCAAAUUAGACAGGGUUCCAACUUGAACCUUCAAGCUCAAGCCAUACACAGAAAAGAGCCUUGGGACGCAGGAACCAAGGAUUGUGCAUAACUUCCAAAUUACAGACACAUACAGCUUCUUUCUUUCAGCACCAGCUCUUGUUCUCUGUCCUGGGUGCCAGGGGAGUCAUCCUAGCAAUGGCGUCUCUAGGUUCUAGGGGUGCAAGCCUCUGUGUGGAUGUGUGUGUGGAUGUUUGUGCCUGUGUGCGUGCAUGUGUGUCCACACUGGCCUGCCUCUCUGCUUACCAAGUUUCUACUGCUUAACCUUGUCCAGUGGGACAUACAGCAGGAGCCCCAAGGCAGUCUAAAGCUUUUAAACUCAUUUUUAGCCAUUGGAUGUUGGUCAGGCCUCGCUGCAACUUGCCUGAGGCCAACUGGCUAGAGCCUCCAGGUCCUGUGACCCUCCCUGCCCAGGCCACGUCCUCUGUGUCCGCGGAGCUUCUUGGCUCAGGAGACAAAAUGGGGUCAAGCCUAGGCAGCUAACUCACCACGUGUCAUCCACCUCAUGGCGAAGGCAAAAAUGUAGCCUUGCCUCUUGAAGCCAGUGCCUCUGCCAGACCCCACUGUAAUGUUCCACAAACACCUUCAGAAGUCAGGGCAACUGGUGGAGCAUGGAGAGGAAUUUCCUUUUCUGUUCAUAGCUUUUCAUGGGAACCCCUCUCAGGGCUGCAGCUUACAGCUGGGCAGCUGUGCACUGCACAACUCGAAGGGCCGUCAUUCACACCUGUAUAAUGGAAGUGGGGCCCCUGGGAUUGGGCAGUGUGAUGGCCCUGCGUCUGCUCACCUCCACUCCCAUCUCCACGCCCCUUCUCUCUGGAAGGAAAAAGGAGUUGGAAGUCUCUGGGUUCAUUUUUUCCUUUUUUUUUUUUUUUUUUUUUU